AAGUGCAGAACGUAAACCAUAUUUGGUGCAGCGUAAGGCCCUUAUUGGUCAACAACUUACGCGCCAUUUUCCCCCAAAAUGAACGAUCCGUCCAUACAUCGAACUUUGAAAUAUUUUGGGGCCUUUUUAGCCCGAGAGUCCCAAGUUGUUUCCAAUACAUCGUUGGAGAGGAUUCGCCGACAAAUCAUGGCUGUCCCACUCCAUCAGGAUUCGGACUCAUUAGCGGAUCUGGCCGACCAUCUCACGAACUGUUUAACAGCAUUGAUUUAUCAGGCUGAGGGCAACCCAGAAACAAGUUUGAAUGUCUCAAAAAUUGAUCAAACCGAGGAGGAGGAUAUUGUGGAAGGAGUUGAACUGGAUAAGGCAGGAGAGGAAGCGUCUUUGGCCACGUUUGAACUCGAUUCUGAUGUGGUUGAGAUUGUAGUGAGCAGCCAAAAAGAGGAAACGACUGAGAAGGAAAAGUUCACCAUCCCAUUAUCUGAUUCGAGCUCUUAAAAAGGACUUCAACCGAGAGCGAAGUAAAUUUGUGCUCAACUGAAUUAAAACGAUGAUAAAUGCA
This is a messenger RNA of Tigriopus californicus, 559 nucleotides long. RefSeq lists its product as uncharacterized. The coding region runs from base 79 to 495 and encodes 138 amino acids. The transcript is spliced from 2 exons. NCBI's taxonomy places the organism in Eukaryota, Metazoa, Arthropoda, Copepoda, Harpacticoida, Harpacticidae. The record is from RefSeq and is a predicted model, not a curated record.